CGUGCCCCUGCGAUGAACGUCAGCCAGGGAGCGGGCAUGGUACCCUGCAGCAGCCUCCUGCCCUCCGAGGGCGGCUGUGGGUGGGGCCCCUGGCCCAACGGGAGCGAGGGGGCCCUGCAGCUGCCCACCUUCUCCCCCGCCGCCAAGGCCCGCGUCAUCCUCACCUUCGUGCUGCUCACCCUCUCGGCCGCUGGCAACCUGGCGGUGCUGUGGGCGGGCGCGGGCGGGCGGCGUGGGAAGCUCUCGCACGUCCGCGUGCUCCUGCUGCACCUGGCGGCGGCCGACCUGCUGGUCACUUUCGUGGUGAUGCCGCUGGACGCCGUCUGGAACAUCACGGUGCAGUGGCGGGCGGGGGACCUGGCCUGCCGCCUCCUCAUGUACCUCAAGCUGCUAGCCAUGUACGCCUCGGCCUUCAUCACCGUGGUGAUCAGCCUGGACCGCCAGGCUGCCAUCCUGCGCCCGCUGGCCAUCGCCCAGGCCCACAGGAGGAACCGGCUCAUGCUGUAUGCGGCCUGGCUACUGAGUGCUGGGCUCUCCGUGCCCCAGCUGUUCCUGUUCCACACAGUCACCAUCCGCUCCCCGCAGACCUUCACCCAGUGCACCACGUGGGGCAGUUUCCCCCGGCGCUGGCACGAGACGGCCUACAACAUGCUGGGCUUCGCCUGCCUCUUCCUCCUGCCGCUGCUCAUCAUGGUCUCCUGCUACUCCCGCAUCCUGCUGGAGAUCUCCCGGCGCAUGGGCACCGGCCUCUUCUCCAAGGAGGUGGCCCUGCGCCGCUCCAGCAGCAACAUCCCACGGGCGCGGCUGCGUGUGCUGAAGCUGAGCCUGGUCAUCGUCAGCUCCUUCGUCGUGUGCUGGACGCCCUACUACCUGCUGGGCCUGUGGUACUGGUUCUGCCCCCGCGCCAUGGAGGAGACCGUCUCCCAGUCCCUCACCCACGUCCUCUUCAUCUUCGGCCUCCUCAACGCCUGCCUGGACCCCCUCACCUACGGCCUCUUCACCAUCCCCUUCCGCAGGGGGCUGGGGCACUGCUGCCGGGGGGGGCACGGAGCGGGGCCCGAGCCCUGUUCCCCGGCAACUGGAUCCUCCCGCUGCUCCGCCACCUCCUUGCACGCCAAGCGGAGCACCACGACCACCCCGGCGCACGAGACGCCCGGAGCCCAGAGCCAACUGGGCAAUGGGACCGGCAGCGUCGACAGCAACUACCUGUGAGGCCAGGGCCUGGCUGGGGCCCUGGGUAAAGCCCCGUGCCCGGAUGGGCCGGGUUGGUGGGCCCUGCCCUUGUGCCCAGCUCGGCCUGGGGCCGUGAGGGGUCAGUGUGCUGCUGGAGGAGACGGGC
Messenger RNA from Chrysemys picta bellii (western painted turtle), 1339 nucleotides. RefSeq names its product gonadotropin-releasing hormone II receptor-like. Gene Ontology annotation, molecular function: peptide binding; protein-hormone receptor activity; G protein-coupled receptor activity. Gene Ontology annotation, biological process: G protein-coupled receptor signaling pathway; cellular response to hormone stimulus. The record is from RefSeq and is a predicted model, not a curated record. Lineage: Eukaryota; Metazoa; Chordata; Testudines; Emydidae. Gene Ontology annotation, cellular component: plasma membrane.